Messenger RNA from Fopius arisanus, 1856 nucleotides. Its product is annotated as fatty acyl-CoA reductase 1. The transcript has 10 exons. The record is from RefSeq and is a predicted model, not a curated record. Gene Ontology annotation, biological process: long-chain fatty-acyl-CoA metabolic process. NCBI's taxonomy places the organism in Eukaryota, Metazoa, Arthropoda, Insecta, Hymenoptera, Braconidae. Gene Ontology annotation, molecular function: alcohol-forming very long-chain fatty acyl-CoA reductase (NADP+) activity. The coding region runs from base 152 to 1780 and encodes 542 amino acids. Gene Ontology annotation, cellular component: peroxisome.
CGAAUUCACUUCGGCCGCCGGCACUGCUGGCUAUUACGUUGUUUUUUUUCUCUUAUCUGAGUCAUUUCCACGAUUCUAAAAAAUGUUCGUCAAUUAGAGAGAAAUCGCACGCAUCGAGGGAAAAACAAUUGGAGACAAGAAAAUUGGGAAAAUGUCGACGGGAAACAAACAGUCGGUCAUGGAGAAAGAGGUGAAUGAGCCAUCAGGAUUGGAUUCUCAAGGGCACAGUGAUAUUGCGGAAUUUUAUGCGGGAUGUGAAGUUCUUAUUACCGGGGGCUCUGGAUUUCUCGGAAAAAUUCUCAUCGAAAAACUGUUGCGAACAUGCCCAAAAGUUGGGAAAUUGUACUUAAUCAUGCGCGCCAAGAAAGGGAAAUCUUCGGACGAGCGGUUCAAGGAGCACUUCGAGGAUCCCCUCUACGAUAGACUGAAGGAGGAGCAGCCGAAUUUUGCUGGCAAAGUUGUGAUGGUGGAGGGUCAGCUGGACAAGGGUUUGGAGUUGUCCCCGGAGAAUCGGGAAUUAUUGAGAAAUUCCCAUGUGGUGUUUCACAGUGCAGCUACUGUGCGAUUCGACGAGAAAUUACGACUCGCUGUUAAUAUCAAUGUGCGAGGAACUAAAGACAUCCUCCUGUUUGCGAGGGAGAUGCCCAACCUCAAGGCGUUUGUACAUAUUGGUACAGCAUUCUCACAGUGUGUCACUAAAUUCAUUGAUGAGAUUUUCUACAAACCGCCGAUUGGUUCUGAUGAGCUACUGACGUUACUGGAUAUUCUUGAUGAUGAAACACUGGAGAGUAUAACACCUACUAUAUUGGGAAAAUGGCCGAAUACAUAUGCAUUCACGAAAACAGUGGCUGAGGAUACGGUGAGAAAAUAUGGGAGAGAUCUUCCAUUAUGCAUUGUACGCCCUUCGAUCAUGAUUGCAACAGCGAAAGAACCGAUUCCCGGAUGGAUUAAUAACCUGUAUGGUCCCACGGGUGUUGUUCUCGGUGCUGGGAUGGGAUUGCUGCAUACCCUCCACUGCGAUGCUAAAAAUGUCGCGGAUAUCAUCCCCGCUGAUUAUGUCAUCAAUAACAUCCUCGCAGCAGCAUGGGACAUCGGAAAAAACCAGGGAAAAAUAGGAGGACCAUUGAAACCCCUCCCACCGCCUGUUUUGAGUUCAAAAGCAUCAGAGCCUAAUCCAGCUGAAGAUCCUCCGAUAUAUAAUAGUGUUUCUUCAUGCCAAAAUUCGAUAACAUGGGGUGAAUUCAUGAAGUAUAAUGAAAUUUAUGGAAUGGAAGUGCCGAGUAAAAUGGUCUUCUGGUAUUAUUUCUUCCAUCUACAUCCCAAUAUUUGGGUUCAUAAUUUCUAUGUGGUCUUCACUCAUCUACUGCCAGCAAUAAUUUUUGAUACUGUUGCACGGUUGACUGGGCGGGAGCCAGUAUUGUGGAAAGCGUAUAAGAAAAUUCAUAAAUUCAGUGGAGUUAUUUCAUACUUUUCGACACAACAAUGGAGUUUCCGCAACGACAAUGUCAUAAAGCUGUGGGAUAAACUAUCCGAGAUUGAUCGCAAAUUGUUCUACUUCAAUCUGAGUGAUCUUAUAUGGAGGGAUUACUACUAUUACCAUAUUCGGGGUCUGCGAGUAUUCGUCGUGAAAGACCCUCUGGAUACUAUCGAGGAAGGCAAGAAGAGAUAUCGACUAUUGAGGUGGGCUCAUUAUACAGUCGUAUCCCUGGUGUAUCUAUUCCAGGCGUGGCUGGCAUACCGCAUUCUUUAUUUCUUCUUCUCAUUAAUAAUGUCCUUUUAAGAAUCAUCCCAAUCAAUUUAGUGAAUAAGACAUUGAUGGAUUUCAGAGUAAUAAAAAAAGGACUAUUAAAUUAUUA